This is a messenger RNA of Symbiodinium natans, 1629 nucleotides long. The record is from the annotation of a GenBank genome assembly. NCBI's taxonomy places the organism in Eukaryota, Dinophyceae, Suessiales, Symbiodiniaceae.
AUGGAGACGGCACAGGGGACAUGGGAUCUCGGCUCGCUCGGUGAGGUGAAUGGUGACAGCCAGAGCAGCCCAGGGUCGGUCCCCAUUGCAUUGACAAAAUCUCUUUCAGAAGCAGAGACGCUACAGUCCAUGGAGACGACUUCUCCUGGAUCGGAUACCGGCAAGGAGUUGGUGUCCCCAAAAGACGAGUACUCCCGUGUGCCAAAGGAGGAAACUCCGUCGCCGACGACAAUACCUCAGGCCCCUCCCUGGCAAAGCCGACAUGCGCAGUGGCAGCACUGGCAAUGGCAGCAAUGGCAAUACCAGCACAGGGUGGCGCCGGCGGCGCAUCCCCAUGCGGCCCACACGGCCCACACGGCCCACGCCCACGCGGCCCACGCGGCCCAUGCGCACCUCCAUUUUCAACCGCCCCGCCAGGUCAGCUUGCAGCCUCCGUCCCCAAAUGAGGUGCAAGAGCUGGAGAGCCUGGAGAGCCUGGAGAGCCUGGAGAGCCUGGCUGGCAAGAAGUUCCACAGCAUUCAGGAGCUGGAGAAUGCCAUGAAGCGGAGUUCCGACUCGAUGGACAAGGAGAAGGAUCCUCUGCAGCCAUACGGCCAUUCGCCUUUGGCAGGGCACGCGAAUCACAGCCAGCUUCGAACCCCGAAGUCGAAGUUGCCGUUGCCCCCACCGCCUCCGCCGCCACCGCCCACACACGCGCAGGCGCCGCAGGCGCCUUCUCAGUUUCAAGGCGGCAUGACAAUGCAGACGGGCACGGUGAGGCGGCUCUUUCCUGGCAAAGGCUUCGGCUUCGUCGCACGUGACGAUGGAGGGCGUGGCGCCAGGCAUGGACGAGGCGACGUGUUCCUGCACUUCUCGGACCUUGAGCCCGGAGUUGGUUCAUCCGAGCUCGCUGUGGGCGCACGGGUCAAGUUCUACUGGGAGGAGCCGGCGGACGCGCAGCGCGGGCCUGGGGGCCGCGCCCGGCGCGUCUCGCUUAGCGACCUCCCGGAGCCUCCGGAGCAAGGCUUGCCACCCAUGCCGGUUCCCUACGCUUUUGCAACUCAUCCAUUGCAGAGCUCUGCCGUUGAAGUCACGGCAACUACGCCGGUGUCGCAGCUGGCUGGCAUGAGCACCUGGAGCACUCCAUCUUCGCUUGCCACUCCGGCAGCACGGCCACGGCAUACAGGAAGAGUCUACCGCCGAGAGAACCUCCUGGCGGUGGAGGUCCAGAUGCGUUCUGCUGGCCAUUUGCGAGACCCCAGGCCCGUUGGGGUGCCUCGCCUCCUUCCGAUGCCGAAGUGGUACUGGGACAACGACGGCUGUGUGAGCGAGGAUGAGACGGACGACGAGGCCCGCCUGCGGGCGCUGGAGGCGCGCCUUGACCGAGAGAACGGCGCCGAUGCCAAGAAUGUCGAGACCUUCGGCGAGGCUUGGGCGGUUGAGGCCUGGACCUUUGAGGAUGCUCUUGCCGCGAACCAGAGGAUCGCUGCUCACGAGCGUGCGGCAGGCUUAGCGGCACCUGGGGUUCUCCCGGAGCCGCCAGGGCCACCAGUCACGCCACCAGCCUCACCGAGCUGCGCCGACCUCUCCCUCGACAGACGAGAUUGCUCGGAGGAGGUGCUGAGCAUCCCGACAAUGAUCUUGCAGUAA